AUGACCGCCGAUUCGCCCCCAAAGCAAACCCGCCUCCGAAUCGGAGUCGAUGUCGGAGACCCAACGACAUCAGACACCACGAUUGCCGUGGAAUCCGCUAUCCGGGAGGUAAUAGCCCGCGCCAAAGUAGAGCCCACAGCCAUCUCCUCCGUCACCAUUGGGACGACUGCGUUUCUCAAUGCGGUGAUUGAGCGGGAGCGCAGCCGACUCAGCCAGGUCGCGGUUCUGCGCUUGUCGAAGAGUUUCCUACGCGAUGUUAGGCCGUUUAGUGACUGGCCGAUGGAUCUUGCUGAGGCUAUUCGGGGGUAUGUCGGGUAUGUAGAUGGUGGAUUGCAUAUUGAUGGCUCGGAGGAAGCACCUAUCGUUGAGGAGCAGGUUGUGGCUCAGUGUCGUGAGAUUCGGGAGCGCGGGCUGUCGACUGUUGUCAUUGCAGGGGUCUACUCACCCAUUGACCAGGAGUUCCAUCAGGAGGACCGAGUGCGCGAUAUUGUGGCUUGCGAAAUCCCCGGUGCCGAUAUCGUGUGUUCGCACAAAGUCGCAAAUAUCGGCUUCCUUGAGCGCGAGAACGCCUCAAUCAUCAACGCUGCCAUUCUCCGCUUCGCCCGCCAGACCAUACGCGGCUUUCAAGCGGCCAUCCAGAAGCUGGAUCUCCCCAGCCACUGUCCCUUGUACCUAACGCAGAAUGACGGGACGCUUCUGGACGCUGCAUCUGCGGCGCGUGUUCCGAUCCGCACGUUCUCUUCCGGCGUGACCAACUCCAUGCGGGGGGCAGCCUACCUCUCUGGUCUGGCCUCGGGCUCGGAGGAACAAGAAGGGUCGGGCGAAUCCGCCAUCGUCGUGGAUAUUGGAGGGACAACUACGGAUGUAGGCGUUAUGCUUCCUUCUGGCUUGCCACGGCAAGCGUCAGCGUAUGUCUCGGUUGCGGGGGUCAAGGUGAAUUACUCGCUGCCCCAUUUGCACUCCAUAGGCCUCGGAGGUGGCUCCAUCAUCAAGAAAAAUGACAACGGCGACGGUGUCAUACUUGGUCCAGAAUCGGCGGGGCACGAGCUACACCUGUCACUGGCAUUUGGGGGGUCUGUUGCAACAGCAACAGAUGUCGCCGUGGCUGCUGGCCUUGCGAGAGUCGGUACUCGUCCUGUGGCGUCCGAGAAUCUGGAUAAAGGGUUUGUCAGUGAUACCCUCGCGCGUGUCAAAGCCAUGCUCGAGGAAGCAAUCGACACCGUUAAGACAUCCCCAGACCCCAUGCCCGUCUUCCUCACUGGUGGUGGGUCUGUCCUCGCGCCAGAGAAUAUCGAGGGUGCAUCGACGAUCAUACGACCACCCUUCCACGACGUCGCGAAUGCAGUCGGAGCCGCGUGUUCCAAGGUAGGUAGCACGAUUGACAUUAUCCAGAACACAUCCGAGCGGACUAUGGCCGAAGCGACAGAGGACGCGAAACGCAUGGCGAUCGAAAAGGUUGUCUCCGCUGGUGCACUACAGGAAACGGUCUAUAUCGCCAGAGUCGACGUUAUGCCCAUCCCGUACCUUGAUAACCAGGUUCGUUCGGUUGCGACAGCCAUUGGGGACCUUGAUAUUUCCCGUCUCCGUCCAAGUAUCCCACAAGCCGUGGAGGACGACGAUGAGGAAACGCAUUCCGCCUCACCAUCAGCCAUCCCCAUUCCAGACGCAAGAUCAGGCCCUAGUAUUGCAGAAGCAAAAGAGGACCACUGGACCUACCGUCCCAAGGUCCAGCGAAACCCCACCACUGGAAUACCAGAAUGGCACAUCAGCACGACAGACCUCGAAUACAUCGCCGACGGCUGCUACCUGCUCGGCUGCGGCGGGGGCGGGAACCCUGAGGCUGGAAAGCUGCAGCUCCGAGACAUGCUCAGCAACGGACACGGCGUGCGGGUCAUAGACGCACAGUCUCUCGAUCCCGCCAGUGUCGUAUACUGGGGCGGGCGCAUGGGCUCGCCAGCCGCAAUCUCAGAACGCCUGCAGGCACACGAGACGGUUCUUGCCAUGCGUGCGCUAGCGUCGCAUCUCCGCCACACCAAUAGUGAAAACGACGGGACACCCAUGGACGCAAAAUGGCCCUCGAGAUCGGCGGCUCAAACGGACUGGAGCCAUUUCUCUGCGGUUCAACCCGUUUCUUCGACCGGCCCGUGGUAG
Molecule: messenger RNA, 2151 nt
Organism: Aspergillus calidoustus
Lineage: Eukaryota; Fungi; Ascomycota; Eurotiomycetes; Eurotiales; Aspergillaceae
Source: the annotation of a GenBank genome assembly